Messenger RNA from Pseudonaja textilis, 434 nucleotides. Its product is annotated as myelin P2 protein-like. Lineage: Eukaryota; Metazoa; Chordata; Lepidosauria; Squamata; Elapidae. The record is from RefSeq and is a predicted model, not a curated record. Gene Ontology annotation, molecular function: lipid binding.
CAUAAUUAAAUGAUGGUGGAGCAGUUCUUGGGAACCUGGAAACUCAUCUUGAGCGAAAACUUCGAUGACUAUAUGAAAGAACUGGGAGUAGGUUUUGCCCAAAGACAACUGGGUGUUCUAGCCAAACCCAAAAUAAUCAUCACUAUGGACAAAGAUGUCAUCACUAUCAGAACAGAAACUAUAUUUACAGUUAAUGAGAUCUCCUUCCAACUGGACCAAGAGUUUGAGGAAAGAACAAUAGAUAACAGGCUGGCUAAGAGCAUUGUAACAAAGGAUAAUGACACCCUCAUUCACACACAGAAGUGGAAUGACAACCACACUACUAUCAAAAGAAAAAUAGUAGAUGGAAAUAUGGUGUUGGAAUACAUCUUGAAUGAUGUCAUUUGUACCAGGAUCUACAAAAGAGUGUAAGACAAUUCAUUCCCAGGUUACAU